Pogonomyrmex barbatus (red harvester ant) is the source of this 1938-nucleotide messenger RNA. RefSeq names its product tubulin delta chain. Lineage: Eukaryota; Metazoa; Arthropoda; Insecta; Hymenoptera; Formicidae. Gene Ontology annotation, biological process: microtubule-based process. Gene Ontology annotation, cellular component: microtubule. The record is from RefSeq and is a predicted model, not a curated record. Gene Ontology annotation, molecular function: structural constituent of cytoskeleton; GTP binding.
CUCUUUUAUUUAUAACUAGACAUACAAGCGCGCGCUACGCGUCACUAAGCUUUUCAUAUUAUAUAUUUUUAUAUUAUUCGUGAUGGUAGCGAUGUACCGUCGUGAUGAAAAAUAGAAACUCAUUCAUCCUUGUUCAUCUUAUCUUUGUCCUUGUUCAAAAUCGAAAAUUUCAUUCACUACUAACCUCGCCCGCUUUUUACAAAUUGUCAUAAAUUGACAGUAACUCACGAAUUAGCGCAGCAAAAGAACCAAUCAGCAUCGCGGAAAAGCGGCAACAAUAACUUCGAGAAAUGCGAAAAGUGUUCCGCCUCAAGCAAUUUGAUUUUUUAAUAAGCUACAGCUUUUUAAUAGCAGAUUUGAAGACAGCAUGAUUAUCUUCUGUUAAGAAAUUUAUACAUAUUGACAGAUAGAUCAUAUUUUUCGUGGAAGGACUUGUUAAUGUUAAUAGCAUUGAAUCGUAUGCAUCGUGGGAAAUGCUCACGUUGCAAUUCGGACAAUGCGGGAAUCAACUGGGACACAAUCUGUUCUCAAAGGUAAUUUCUGAUAUCGAAUGCUCGAAUACCGGCGUCUCUUAUGGUGCGAAUUACGAGUAUACGGAAAGCACAAUCGAAAGAUGGUUCGACGGCGUCACGGAGUACGGACAGCAUGUUGCAAAAGCGAUUCUCAUCGAUACUGAAGACAAGGUUGUGAACAAGAUAUGCAAGAAUGUAAAUGCGUCAUGGGUCUAUCAAACGAGUAAUAUUAUUUGUCAGUCUGAUGGUGGUUCUGCCAACAACUGGGCUUAUGGCUACAUGGUGAACGGUCUACAUCUGUCGAAUGCGGUGCUGAAUGUUACACGACAAGAGAUUGAGAAGUUGGAUCAUUCCCAGGGAUUUCUCCUGCUUCUUAGUUCAGCCGGUGGCACAGGAUCUGGUAUCGGAAGCUACAUGGUGGAACUUUUACGUGAGGAAUAUGAGACCAAACCCAUCAUUGCUGCAAUUGUGUUACCGUUUACAUUUGGGGAAGUUUGUACCCAGAAUUACAAUACUAUGCUGACUCUAGCUAAGUUUUCAGAUAGAGCCGAUCUUUCUGUGUUACUCGAGAACGAGCAGAUGCAUUCCAUGUGUACCAAUUUGUUGAAAAAUUCUAAUACGACAUUGCAUGACAUGAACAAUAUCAUUUCUGAAAAUCUGCUUGCUGUUUUUCAACCUAUCUACAAUGUGAAGUGUAACAUGAAUUUUUUAUUGUCCAAAAUAGCUGCAUAUCCCAAUUUUAGAUUUGUAACCAUCAAGAGUACACCACAUACUCCUGCGACAUCUUUGCAAUAUGAAUCUACGCACAAGUGGGAGAUAUAUGUACAACAUCUGAAGCAAACGCUUCGAGUUUCAAAUUUACAAGCGGAAUUAACGAACGUACAACUAAAGGCACCAAACCCUACAUUAAGCAAAACAAUAAUAUCUCAUAUGUACAGCCCUUGUGUGUCCAAUAUUCUUGUAACACGUGGCAAAUCAUUGAAGAAUGAUAUUAUAAAUCCAGAAAAUCUACAGAAAAGACAUCUGUAUCCAGAAUGGAUUACUCUGAAUUCGUUUACUCAUUUGCAUCAGGAACGUAGAUUUUUAAAUAGGGACAAAUUCCUAGCGUUGGUUAGCAAUAAUUCCAAGAUAUAUCGACCAUUGGACAUAUAUCUAGACAAAGCAUGGAACUCUUACAAAUCUGCGGCUUUUUUGCAUCAAUAUAAACAGUUUGGUUUGGAGGAAGACGAUUUUUUACAAGCUUUUGCAAAAGUUGAAAACGUAGUACGUGAAUACAAAAACUUAAAAAGCGACAAUGGAAACUAAGUUUUCUUAGCUUUCAGUCAGCAUCAUUACUCACCUAGCUUUAUAUUUAAGAAAGAUUUUCGUUCAAUGUAUAUAUUUUUAGAAUUUAAGAAAUAGAAGAGAUGAAGUCUUACCUAGUAAU